Gambusia affinis (western mosquitofish) is the source of this 892-nucleotide messenger RNA. Its product is annotated as cytochrome b5. The transcript is spliced from 5 exons. Gene Ontology annotation, molecular function: heme binding. NCBI's taxonomy places the organism in Eukaryota, Metazoa, Chordata, Actinopteri, Cyprinodontiformes, Poeciliidae. The coding region runs from base 317 to 790 and encodes 157 amino acids. Gene Ontology annotation, cellular component: membrane; intracellular membrane-bounded organelle. The record is from RefSeq and is a predicted model, not a curated record.
AGUCGUGAUGUGUGGGCGUUGAGGUUAAAUAACAUGAACGUCAUUGGUCUGUUUCACAUGUCUGCUGAUGUACCCGGUGUAAAUGUUCGAUAAUCUGGCUAAAUACAUCGGUCACCCCCCGCUAGGUUCGUUUUCGUAUCUGUUUUAUAUCGCUUUUGUUUGUUUAUUUAUGUUGCUAUAUCCUUGGACUCUUCUUUUAUACCACUGAGCUCUUACCAAAAGGAAGAAAAGGCUCGUCUUGUUGGCUAGCAUAAUACCGUGGUAGCAGACGGUAACAAGAGCUAGAGUCUAGCCUUUUUUCUACUCAAACAUAAGAAUGGGAGAGGAAAUAAGUGAACAUACGGGCAGCGGAUCUGUUAACACCAACAGUAAUGAGAACAACGGAGAAACUGCUGACGGGGGAGCAAAAUAUUACACGUUAGAGGAGGUCCGAAUGCAUAAUACGAGCAAUGACACGUGGCUAAUCAUCCAUAAUAAGAUAUACGACAUUACAAGUUUCCUAGAAGAGCAUCCAGGAGGUGAGGAGGUUUUGCUGGAGCAGGGCGGCUCAGAUGCCACAGAGAGCUUUGAAGAUGUCGGUCAUUCCACAGAUGCCAGGGAGAUGCUCCAGCAGUACUACAUUGGAGAGCUUCACAUGGAGGACAGGAAGAAGGAGAAGACAAAGGAAGCAGACGCUAAAGAUUCUGGAGAAUCCAGCAGCUCCUGGGCCAUGUGGUUGAUACCCACAGUAGCUGCAGCUGUUGUUGGUGUCCUGUAUCGUUUCUUUAUGUUUGAACACAAGUCUUCUUGAGAGCUUGAUCUCAAUCUUCUUAUCUGGAGGCCUUGCUUUUUCUUUCUUGACCAAACCCAUUUCAUGCUGAAAAAAAAAAAACACAAUUAACUGUUUGCAUCU